GAAAAUUUUGCUCUUUCGGCUCACUUUUUGGUGGAGUUGGUUCGGAAGACACUGCGCGGAACUAUGGCGAUGGAUUUUAACUCGCUGGGUAGCCAUAUCCGAAUUGAAUUUCCCGCUGAAAACCAGUGGAUUUCUCAACAACCAUAUUCAAGUAGACAGAGAUUGCAGGUAAAGUCAACGUUGCUGACUUAUCCAUUUAGCGCAUUGGUCUUCGAUAUUUAUAUAUUAAAACUCAAAAGAAGCUUUGAGAAAUUGAUAUGAUGGAGAUGGUACCUCUUUUAUUCGUAUGAGUUGAAGAAAACAUGUCGAAAUCUCGACGAAGGGGAUGAGGCAGAAUUAGUAGUUUAUCAUUUCUGGAGAGAGACAGCGGAAUUUGAAAAUGGGUUUACUUCGAGAAGCUUGAAUAAACAAAGUCCAACACGAAGAGAGAGAAAGAGGGUUUCUCCUAGAGAGAGAAGGGUAUGAAAGUUUGAAUUCAGUCAUGGGCACCAUGUUGAUAACUCCAAUUUCUCAUGCUUUCACAUAAUUUUCUUUGGUCUUUUAGCUUGAAACCCUGACAUCCCUUUUUAUGCCCUGGCUUUCCUGAGCUUAUCUCUUGGGAUGGACUGAAGAAAAUCCCUUUCUCUCUCUUUGUCUCUCUCUCUCUCUCUCUCUCUCUCUCUCGUCUUUUUGGUGAUAUGGAGCGUUUUAUUGGUGUCAUCUUCCUCCUCUGGGGCCUGCUUCUGCUUGUUCAUCCUACAGUUUCACUUCCCUUAUGCUCUGAUUCAACGGCCCCUUUUACUCUGAACUCUACAUUGAAGUUUUGUACUUACAACGGGAGUGUUUGCUGCAACUCUACACAAGAUGCCCUUUUACAGAGACAAUUCCAAGGGAUGAACAUUUCUGAUCCUGCCUGUGCUUCCCUUAUCAAAUCAAUUGUCUGUGCGAGGUGUGAUCCAUUUUCUGGUGAUCUAUAUAAAGUUGGUUCCACAUCUAGGCCAGUUCCUCUUCUCUGCAACUCCACUACAGAAAAGUCACCACAAUCUGACCAAGCAGCAACCAACUUCUGCGCUACGGUGUGGGAUACGUGCCAAAAUGUAACCAUAGUCGACUCCCCCUUUGCCCCAUCGUUACAGGGUCGUGCUGGAGCACCUACUAACUCCAGUACUGGCAAACUCUCAGAUCUCUGGCAGUCAAAAACUGACUUUUGCAAUGCAUUUGGCGGAGCCUCCACUGAAGAAUCAGUCUGUUUUGUCGGUGAACCUGUUUCCCUUAACAAAACUGAAAUUUUAAGCCCUCCUAAUGGCUUAUGUCUUGAAAAAAUUGGGAAUGGAUCUUUCCUGAAUAUGGUACCCCAUCCUGAUGGAUCCAACCGUGCAUUCUUCUCCAGCCAAGCGGGCAAGAUUUGGUUAGCAACUAUUCCCGAGAAGGGGUCGGGAGGAGUAUUGGGGCUCGAUGAAUCUAAACCAUUUGUAGAUUUAACUGAUGAAGUUAACUUUGAUACUCAAUUUGGCAUGAUGGGCCUUGCAUUUCAUCCAAACUUUGCACAAAAUGGAAGAUUCUUUGCUUCUUUCAAUUGUGACAAGGUUAAGUGGCCAGGGUGCUCUGGAAGAUGUUCUUGUAAUUCUGAUGUUAACUGUGAUCCUUCAAAACUACCAUCUGACAGCGGAUCCCAGCCGUGCCAGCAUCAAAGUGUUGUUGCAGAGUACACUGUUAAUGGGAGUGCAUCCCAGCCUUCAUUGGCAACAACUGCAAAGCCAUCAGAAGUGAGAAGAAUUAUUACAAUUGGUCUUCCGUUUACCAGUCAUCAUGGAGGACAGAUACUCUUCGGUGCAGAUGGUUAUCUCUACUUUAUGAUGGGAGACGGCGGUGGUCAAGGUGAUCCUUACAAUUUUUCCCAGAACAAGAAGUCAUUGCUUGGAAAGAUUAUGAGGCUUGAUAUCAAUAACUUACCAAGUCCAGAAGAAAUCAGUAAACUUGAUCUAUGGGGAAACUAUUCUAUUCCGAAAGACAACCCAUUUGUUGAAGAUCAAGCAGCGCAGCCGGAGAUAUGGGCUUACGGAUUGAGAAAUCCUUGGCGCUGCAGUUUCGAUUCAGAAAGACCUUCCUACUUCAUGUGUGGAGAUACUGGAGAGGAUCGAUACGAAGAGGUGGACAUAAUCACAAAGGGCGGAAACUACGGAUGGCGUGUUUAUGAGGGUCCUCUUUUAUUUGUCCCAAAUGCAGCACCCGGAGGAUCUACACCCGUAGAUUCCAUAACUCCAAUCUUCCCAGUGAUGGGCUACAACCAUUCCUCAAUGAACAAGAAUGUAGGUUCUGCAUCAAUAACAGGGGGUUAUUUCUAUCGGUCGAAGACCGACCCAUGUAUGUAUGGGAGGUACUUGUAUGGAGAUUUGUAUGCUUCUGCUAUUUGGGCAGGAACUGAAAAUCCAGAAAACAGUGGAAACUUUACCUCAAAUGAGAUUCCUUUCAGUUGUGCAUCUGAUUCUCCUAUUCCUUGUAGUCCCACUCCAGGAAGCCCUCUCCCAGCCUUGGGUUACCUCUUCUCAUUUGGUGAGGACAAUAACAAGGACAUUUACCUUCUAACCAGCAGUGGAGUUUACCGGGUCGUCCCGCCUAGUCGUUGUAAAUACACUUGCUCGUUGGAGAAUGUAACAACAACGGUGGGAAGCUCCAGCCCGACACCGUCCCCUCCGUCUCAUGCAGGUCGGUUGACAAACUCAUGGAGCAGCCUAGUGCUCCUACUCUCUUGUGUGAUUUUGCUGCUUGUGACUUGUGAUUGAUUUGGUAAGGAAGGACAGUGUUAGUUUAAAUGCCAUUUACUGAUGCAAAGAACUCUGCUUUUUUGUUCCCCUGGUUUGGGUUUAUAACAAUAUUAUUUUUAUAUAUGGUUAUGUACCUGGAAUUCAAAUUUGAAGCCUCCUUCGAGGGAUCAGCAGCCAUCCACAUCAUAAGUAUACUAUUCUGUGUUGGCUUAGAACUAGUUUUUAACUUUGUCAUAUGAAUUAUUCAAUCUGUAUUCAAUGAUGUUAUGAAUCUUGCACAAUAAAA
This is a messenger RNA of Momordica charantia (bitter melon), 3030 nucleotides long. Its product is annotated as HIPL1 protein. The record is from RefSeq and is a predicted model, not a curated record. Lineage: Eukaryota; Viridiplantae; Streptophyta; Magnoliopsida; Cucurbitales; Cucurbitaceae.